AUGCCGCACAAAGUCAACGAGUCAAAUUCCACGCUGUCCAGCAGUGGCAGCAGCUCCAGCGGUGACCAGGUGGUGGUCGUCCCCAACCUGCGAGGGUCUAAUAAUGCCGGCCCCCGGAAAUCACAACCCCCGGUGGUCAUCCAUAACCACGGCGGUCAGACUUACGAUGAGACGAGGCCGUCUGACUGGGAUAGACAGCGAUGGAAGUAG
This is a messenger RNA of Aspergillus puulaauensis, 210 nucleotides long. RefSeq lists its product as uncharacterized. The record is from RefSeq and is a predicted model, not a curated record. The transcript is spliced from 2 exons. The coding region runs from base 1 to 210 and encodes 69 amino acids. Lineage: Eukaryota; Fungi; Ascomycota; Eurotiomycetes; Eurotiales; Aspergillaceae.